This is a messenger RNA of Melanotaenia boesemani (Boeseman's rainbowfish), 4013 nucleotides long. It is a transcript of the gene cab39l1, whose product is annotated as calcium binding protein 39, like 1. Gene Ontology annotation, molecular function: protein serine/threonine kinase activator activity. The transcript has 9 exons. Bases 428 to 1459 code for a protein of 343 amino acids. Lineage: Eukaryota; Metazoa; Chordata; Actinopteri; Atheriniformes; Melanotaeniidae. Gene Ontology annotation, biological process: intracellular signal transduction. The record is from RefSeq and is a predicted model, not a curated record.
CUGAAGCUGGUGACAGUCAUUUUGUACAGCACAACAUAUCCGCCCAGUGUUCCCGGUAUGAGAAGAGCACGGCUGUUUCCCCAACAGCAGAACAGGGAAAUGAAGUUGUCAGACAGGCUUGCCCAGCAACUCUCUGAGCUCAAGUAGGCAGCUUGCAAGUUACGGUAGGCAGAGAACUUGAUAUGAAAAAUGGUUGUCGUCGGUUAGUAUUUGUCCGACGGCUAGAGGUCUCAGAAAACGUUACACACGUUUCUAUGUUUUUGUUAAAAAAAUUAACGUUGAUUAAAGAAGAAGAAAAAAAAGUGGAGACAACUUGCUAUCCUGCUAACUAACCUCUAGCUACCCACCGUCUUUCGGCUUCAAAACUAGACGUCAUUCGCAGUGUUGUGUUCCUGCAGUAAUCUGGACUUGGAAGCUGUCUACAGCCAUGCCGUUUCCUUUUGGGAAGUCUCAGAAGAAUCCAGCUGAAAUAGUGAGGAGUUUGAAGGAUAAUGUUGCAUACAUGGAAAAGCUGGAUGCUAGUGACAGCAAAAAGUGUGAAAAGGUUGCAGAGGAGGUGUCCAAAAGUCUUGCUUCACUGAAGGAAGUGCUUUGUGGAACAGGUGACAAGGAGCCUCAGACUGAAGCUGUGGCUCAGCUUGCUCAAGAGCUAUACAACACCAACCUUCUCAUUGCACUCAUUGCAAACCUGCAGAAGAUUGAUUUUGAGGGCAAGAAGGAUGUGGUCCAUUUGUUCAGCAAUAUAGUGAGACGUCAGAUUGGCACUCGCACGCCCACAGUAGAAUACAUCUCUACACACCCACAGAUCCUUUUCAUGCUUCUGAAAGGAUAUGAGAGCGCUGAAGUGGCUCUCAACUGCGGCAUGAUGCUGAGAGAGUGUCUGCGUCAUGAGCCUUUGGCGAGGACGGUGCUCUUCUCUGAAGAAUUUUACUGCUUCUUCCGUUACGUGGAGCUCUCUACGUUUGACAUCGCCUCAGAUGCCUUCGCCUCAUUCAAGGAUCUUCUCACAAGACACAAGAUUAUGUGUGCAGAUUUCCUGGAGAACAACUAUGACAGGGUGUUUACAGAGUACGAGAAGCUCCUGCAUUCUGACAACUACGUCACCAAACGGCAGUCUUUGAAGCUCCUCGGGGAACUCCUCCUGGAUAGACACAACUUCACAGUCAUGACAAAAUACAUCAGUCGGGCAGAAAACUUGAAACUGAUGAUGAACCUGCUGAGAGAUAACAGCCGAAACAUCCAGUUUGAAGCAUUCCACGUCUUCAAGGUAUUUGUUGCAAACCCCAACAAGACUCAGCCUGUGCUUGACAUACUGCUGAAAAACCAGACCAAGCUUGUGGACUUCCUGAGUCACUUCCAGACAGACAGAUCUGAAGACGAGCAGUUCUGCGACGAGAAAAACUAUCUGAUCAAGCAGAUCCGGGACCUGAAGAGACCCACGGCGCCCGAGGAAGCUUAAGGUUGCAGAGCGACAGAUAAUAGAUUACAGAAGUGGUGGCUGGAGCUGCAGAGGGUUAAAUGAGACUAAAUAAACAUUAAGAUUUUAAUUUUAAGUAUAGAAUAUAGGAUAAACGCUAAGGCUACUUCCUUCACAUAUGGUUUAGUGUGGAUGUGGAGCUUAUUAAUCCAUUUCACCCAUCAACCCGAGUGGGCCAAGAACUGUUAUUUAAACCACAGUGCUUCUUCUUUAGUAAAAUAAAAUACCUUUUCCUCCGUUCAUAGUGUUGGACCUUAAGCUGUUACCCAUCUACAUACACUGUUGCUGGCAGACCAUAGAAUGACGGAAACUUCUCACCUUUAACACCAAACACAAGCACUGAGGAGUUCUUGGAAAUCCUUUUCCAGAUCUUGUCUAUAGAUUGAAAUGCUGAGUCAUAAAUAUAUUAUUUUUCUAAAGUAUAUUCUAGGUGAACUACUUAAUCUAACUAAAUGCUUAAUGUUUGGUUUAUUUGCCUUAUUGCAAGUUGUGUGUGUGUGUGUGUGCGUGUGUGUACAGGAACUUAAAUGAAACAUGGUAAAGUAAAAUAAUGUGGGCUUCUAAUCGGCCCGUUCAGCACACAGUGGGAAUGGCGGCUUCAGAGGUUGGAAGCAACCCUGUGGUGCUGUACUGGCCAAUGCAGUAGGUGUCACAGGAAGUGUAAAUCAAAACCAUUGAGGAAUCAAUAAAUUGUGUGGGGAUUUUUCUUUUUUUUUCUUUUGUUUGGCUGUGCCCAGCGACGCUUACAUGACUGAAAUAGAAACAAAGCAUCGGAUAAUGCUGCAGGGUUUUUGCCAUCCAUUCACACAUCCAGCCAAUUGAUCGCACUGGAAGCACUCCAUUUCAUUUUCACAUACUGGGUAUAUCAGGCAAUGAAUUAACAAAACUUCAGCCCUGCGCAGCACAAGCAGUAUUGAUGCUCACACAUAAAGAUGCAUCCCAAGGUUACACAGAAAAUUGAUUAAAUCUAUAUUAGAGCAUGAUUAUUACUAAGAAAAUGGUGAAAAAGACCUCGUACCACCUUAAGUCGGGUCAGCUUUUCUCAUUUGACACAUAAGAGGGAAUACAUUUAAACAUGAAGGUCAAGAUGGCACCACAUUAUUAGAACAACAGGGGAAGUUUGUUUUGUGUGGUGGAGGCUGAGUUUAUCCUUCAUGUGCAUCUCUGAUUACAGAGGAAAUGUUCGCCCUCUUUCAUAAAAAUGGCUGAAAUGAGGGAUUUCAAGAUGCGUCGUCGGUGCACAGCCUGAAAUUAUAUAUACCUCACGGAUGUUGAGCUUGGAAACACUGUGCUCUUUCUUAUCUUACUUAGCAUAAACAAAAUAUUUUAUUUGAUAUUUUUAAGAUAAGCAACAUUGGCUGGUGUGUAUGUAUGUGCUGACUUGAACAAGACUAGGAAAACUCGAUUUAAAUAUUUCCUUGGGUGGUGCAACACGUAUGUUAAUUCAUAAUGAAUUGCAGUGUGGUACCUUGUAAUGAACUUUGCCUUAUUUAAAGACAUUUAUUAAAUUGUAAUCAUCAUGCAAAAUGCAAUGCUAGAGUUCAUCGCUUUAAAACCAAAGUCAAGAUGAAAAGGGUAAAAAUCUGCAUUUGUAGUCCCAAAUGAAUUCAGUCUGCAUUACAAGCCAAAUGUGAUCCUGAGUGUAAACCGAAGUCAGCAGAGAUCAGGAGACAUCACUUGGAGUGUCAGUUCUGAAUAACUAGCUCUCUCUUUUUCUUUCUUUCUUUUUUUGCACCACUUUUAAGUAGUAUGCAUCACAUAGUCUCAAGGUCCUUAUUAAGGCCUUUUAUUAGCCACGAAAUAAUGAAAGCACUCUGCUGAAUUUGUGGUAGAUAACUAGACUGAAGCUCUGUCACUUCACUGUCAUGUUAUCAGUACAUGAAAAGAAAAAGUGUCUUAAAAUAUCCUGACAGUGAUCUGAUUUUCAGAUCUUUUCUAGUUCUACUAUGUGAAAUAUAUAAAUAUAUAUAUUUAAAUGCAGCACCGCAAUAGACAUAAACCACAUGCAAAGUAAGAGUUGAUUUCCCAAUGAUCAAAUUAAUGAGGUUAAAAUAAAAAUAUUUCCUUAAUUAUAUAAUUAUAUUUAAUAUUAUUUGACAGAUCUGUGGACAAAAGAAGCCUAAGUAUUUGCAUGACCUUACCUGAAAUUUGAGUCCAGUCAUGACUUUGGGAAGGAAAUGUUGUUCACAGCCACGCCACCAGAGGGCGCUGUUGACAACUGCUAGCACCUUGCAGUGGUUGUACCAACAAUACAUUUCAUGUUUCUGUAACCCUACCUCCUAUUAUAAAAAUUUAAAUCACUGGCAAUAUUAUAUAAACAAAAACUCAGAUUCUUUAUGAUCAGUACUAUAUAUUUUAUGAUGUUUCAUUGUUUGUUUUGUGCUUUACUUUUCGUUAACUCCAUUACCUUCUUUUUCUCCCUUUACUCCACACUGGAUAUUAUUUUAUUUACUUUGGGAGCAAAUUAUAUGUACAUACCUUUAGAAAGGAUCAUUGCAGUGUGAAGCAGUCAUGAAAAUAAAAUGUUAUGGCAAUU